Molecule: messenger RNA, 2324 nt
Organism: Lampris incognitus (smalleye Pacific opah)
Lineage: Eukaryota; Metazoa; Chordata; Actinopteri; Lampriformes; Lampridae
Product: hyccin 2
Exons: 14
Coding region: 375-2213 (612 amino acids)
Biological process (GO): phosphatidylinositol phosphate biosynthetic process; protein localization to plasma membrane
Cellular component (GO): plasma membrane
Source: RefSeq, a predicted model, not a curated record
AGCGCAACGCCACUGCGGUGUGGGGCGACGACUGGAAGGUGCUGCUCGCCAGAGGGGAGCCGGUGUGAGGCUGUUCCGCCGGGCUCACGUCCCCGCGUGGCAUCGCUCUGAGCAACGUUCACCGGAGUGGGAUGCGGGUGACCCUCAGUGACUGACAGAUGUGUGAGAGUGCGGAGAGCAAUCUUCUCCUAGUGGAGAUCUGAGUUCUGGGACAGUAAGGACAUGUAGAAGGCUGUUUCAGCAAUUUGGGAUGGGCUAUAACUCUAAGGAGAGGCCCAGUCAGUCUGAGCUUCUCUGCUUUGGGCCCGGGAUCCAUCCAGUCGGUAAUCAACACCAGCAUCUGAGGGCGGGGGUGGGGGGCCUCUCUGAGGAAGAUGCUGGGUUCGGAGCGUGGCGUCGUGGAGGAAUGGCUCGCAGAAUUCAAGACCUUACCAGAAACCCACAUCCCCAGCUACGCAGGCAGCCUUCACUUGAAGAAGUCGCUGGUGCCAGCCCUCUACCGAGUCAUCCAGGACCCCGACAACGAGUUGCUGGAGCCGGUGUGCCACCAGCUGUUUGAGCUUUACCGGAGCUCUGAGGACUGCCUGCGACGCUUCACCUUGCAGUUUCUGCCCGAGUUGGUGUGGGUGUACCUGCGUGUUACUUCCAGCAGGGACCGUCAGAGCAAUGGCUGCAUCGAGGCCCUCCUCCUGGGCAUAUAUAACUUGGAGAUCGUGGACAAAGAUGGCAACGGCAAGCUCCUCUCCUUCACAAUCCCCUCUCUGUCCAAACCAUCGAUAUAUCAUGAGCCUUCCAGCCUGGGAUCCAUGGCACUGACAGAGGGGGCGCUCUGUCAACAUGAUCUGAUCCGAGUGGUGUACAGCAGCCUCCACCCUCAGAGAGAGACCUUCACUGCACAGAACAGGUUUGAGGUGCUCUGUUUCCUCAUGCUGUGUUACAACUCUGCAGUGGUCUACAUGCCACUGUCCUCCUAUCAGUCAGUCUGCAGAAUGAGCUCACGGUUGUGUGUAUGUGGUUUCCCACGGCAGCAGCAGAAACUGUGGAAGGAGCCGUGUAACCGUGUGCUCCUGGACCCAGAGUUCAUGGUCCAGAUGCUGACAGCUGUCUAUCAUGCCAUAUACAAUGGAGAGUGGGAGAUGGGCCGGGAAGCUUUGGAGGAUAUCCUGUACAGAGCUCAGCUGGAACUUUAUUCCCAGCCUCUACUGUUGGGGAACGCCAUGAAGAAUUCUCUGCCGGAGAGUGCUCCCGAUGAGCCACGUGGGCGAAAGGUGCUCCAGGUGGAGGUGACGCCCACUGUGAGCCGCAUCUCCAUCUCGGCCAUCACCACUGCCUCCAUACGACGCCACCGCUGGAAGAGAGAGGAUUGUUUUGACUACACAAGCGAUGCAGAGUUGAACCUCACCAUCAACCCUCCUAGCCACGCCCACCAACACCACAUCCCCUGGGACCUAGCAGCCAACCCGGAGGGAGGAGGGCGGGCUCACAGCCACCACAGCAGCAGCAGCAACAGCAGCGUCUUGCCCCCCAUCACACUUGAGGACGCUGAUGGCAUGAGCGGUGGAGAGGACUCAUUCAAUGUCAACGACCCAGAUGAGGGCUUCUCCUCUGGGGCAUCCAACAGCAGCCAGCCUAGCGGCACCAAGGCCAGCAACAGCAUGGGGCCCAGGGCCGGCAGCCUGAAGAGUAGCAGCAGCAGCAUCAAGAAGGCUGUGAUUGCCAGGAUGUCCCGGGAGAAGGAGAGAGAGAGAGAGAAAGAAAAGGAGAGGGAAAGGGAACAUGACAAGGAGGCAGAAAGACAACGGGAGUUGGCGGCAGACCCAGAGGCCGCCCUGAGGAGGCACCACCAAAGGAAACAGUCCCCCCCUGCCACCAUUACUCUGGAUGCCAUCGAGCUGAGCCCCAUCAAGAAGCACCUAAGUUUCCCCGCCGGGCCCACAUUGGUACGGACUGGCAGCACCUCCUCCAGCAAGUCCUUUGACUGCAUGAACAUCAGUCUGAACGGAGACGGGGACAGCAAAGACAACAUGGCUGGCUGUUCAGAGCAGGGAGGGGGGCUCACGGUGGGCGGCACCCACCGCCACUCCACCAUCAGCCUGCAGGAGGAGCAUCUGGUCAGGCCAGAGGAGGCCCAGGACCUCCUGUCACCUGGAGCCCCCCUCAAUAAGCAGUCUCGCUCCCCUAGCUUCAACAUGCAGAUCAUAUCACAGGUGUAACUUGGGGGAGGGGGAGAUGUGGGAAGACAUAUACGCGCGCACACACACACACACACACACAUACAUCCUUUUAACACAGCCAUGCCUUCAGUUUUCUUUCCUCUAGUUAGU